Molecule: messenger RNA, 1810 nt
Organism: Populus euphratica (Euphrates poplar)
Lineage: Eukaryota; Viridiplantae; Streptophyta; Magnoliopsida; Malpighiales; Salicaceae
Product: anthocyanidin 3-O-glucosyltransferase 5-like
Exons: 1
Coding region: 171-1631 (486 amino acids)
Molecular function (GO): UDP-glycosyltransferase activity
Source: RefSeq, a predicted model, not a curated record
CACUUAAAAUCUCAGCUACCACAGUUUUCUUCUGACAAAGGGUGUCGACCUGCCUUCCAGUUCCUGUAUAAACGGCAUCACCACAGAUAUUGCUGUCAUCACUAUUCCAACAAUUUCUCUAUCUUCUGUUCUCCACUCUUCUCUAGCUACCUGGAUAGUUACUUUUACUCAUGGAGAACACGACAGACUCGAAACCCCAUUUAGUAUUGUUAGCCAGCCUUGGAAUAGGCCACCUAAUCCCCAUUCUCGAACUCGGCAAACGACUAUUCACACAUCACAACUUUGACAUCACCAUAUUUGUUGUUGUUUCUCAUUCUUCAGCAGCAGAAUCCCAAGUUCUCCAAUCAGCCAUGACUCCAAAACUCUGUGAAAUCGUUGAACUUCCACCGGUUGAUAUCUCUAGACUUGUCAGUCCUGAUGCUGCUGUUGUUACUCGGAUUUGCGUUACCAUGCGUGAAAUCAAGCCAGCUCUUCGGUCUGCUAUAUCUGCUUUAUCAUUUCGUCCUGCGGCCUUGAUUGUUGACUUAUUUGGAAGCCAAGCUAUGAUGGUGGCUGAUGAGUUUGAAAUGCUCAAGUAUGUAUAUAUUCCUUCGAAUGCAUGGUUUCUAGCGCUAACCAUAUAUAUGCCAAUACUUGAUGAGGUUGUGCAAGGAGAAUAUCUUGAUCAAAAGGAGCCAUUGAAAAUUCCUGGAUGCAAAGCGGUCCAACCGGAAGAUGUGGUUGACCCCAUGUUAGACCGCACCGAUCAACAGUAUUUGGAGUACGUUCGCAUGGCGAUGGAGAUCCCAACAUGUGAUGGGAUUUUGCUGAACAUAUGGGAAGACCUGGAACCCAAAACAUUGGAAGCAUUGAGAGACGAGGAGCUCUUGGGUCAGCUUUGUAAGGCUCCGGUUUACCCGGUUGGACCAUUAACGAGGCCGCCCAAACCACUUGAUUCUAGGAGUGGUGAGUUAUUUAUUUGGUUAGAUAAGCAACCCGGUGAAUCUGUCAUCUAUGUAUCAUUUGGAAGUGGUGGAACUCUGUCCUUGGAGCAAACGGUCGAGCUAGCUUGGGGUCUUGAGCUAAGUCAACAAAGAUUUAUUUGGGUGGUACGCUCACCUUCAAGAAAAAAAGGAGACGGGUCAUUUUUCAGUGCAGGGAGCGGUGAGGCUAGCAGCAUGGCAAGCUGCUUUCCUGAAGGUUUCCUAGAUCGAAUUCAAGAAGUGGGUUUGGUGAUUCAAGAUUGGGCUCCUCAAGUGGACAUCUUGAACCACCCAUCAGUGGGAGGGUUUAUAUCUCAUUGUGGAUGGAAUUCGACUCUGGAGAGCAUCACGAAUGGAGUGCCUAUGAUUGCAUGGCCACUAUACUCCGAGCAACGGAUGAAUGCUGCUUUGCUAACCGAAGAGCUUGGUGUAGCCGUGCGACCAAGCAUUUUGGCAUCAGAAGGAAUGGUAGGAAGGGAAGAGAUAGAGAUGAUGAUUAGAAAAAUCACGGUAGAUAAAGAAGCGACUAACAUAAAAAACAGGGUAAAAAAACUCAAAUACAGUGCAGCAGAGACCAUAAGCAAGGGUGGUUCCUCUCAUAAUGCGUUGUCUCUUGUGGCCAAACAGUGUGAGCUAAGCUGGAAAAGCAUGGAGUUGAAAGCAUCGUGAAAUGCUUGAUAUUUUGUUGUAUUUCCUUUCAUGUGUGCUAGCACAUAUUCUCUUUAGAUUGUUCUAGACAGAGGAAGAUGGCCUUGAGAAAGACGGGAAGGAGAGACGCUCUCUCCACAGGGUAUGGUUGGAUGAGAUUUACUUCUCUCCGCCUGGUGUGUAGUUGGAUAAGAUUUAGC